Paramormyrops kingsleyae is the source of this 1967-nucleotide messenger RNA. RefSeq lists its product as uncharacterized. NCBI's taxonomy places the organism in Eukaryota, Metazoa, Chordata, Actinopteri, Osteoglossiformes, Mormyridae. Gene Ontology annotation, cellular component: cytoplasm. Gene Ontology annotation, molecular function: double-stranded RNA binding; tRNA binding; nucleotidyltransferase activity. Gene Ontology annotation, biological process: regulation of translational fidelity. The record is from RefSeq and is a predicted model, not a curated record.
GAUGGGAAGGACAGUGAGCACUGAAUCACGAGCAGCAAUGGUGGGCGACUGGUUCUUUGUGGCCUCUGCCAUUGUUCUAUGUAUACUGUCUCUGAACAUGGACACACUAGAGCUGGUGCACAAUGCAGGCUUCCUCCUACUCACCAUCUCCACUGUAUCCCAAAUCCCUCUUGAUGGGUACUACAUCUUCUUCGGGGUGGCGUGCUCCAUCUUUACCAUGAUUUCCCUCUACGGCACCUUCACCCGUCUCAUCAACACCAUUGCAGAGAAGUCACUGAUUCCAGUAGGACCUCAGCCUGUCUCCACUGAGCACCUCCAGAAUACACUGGACUUUCUGAAGAGAAGCAAAGGCACAGUUGAACAUCAGAAUCCAUCCCAUCACAGUGGAGCAGAGCUACCCGAUGCUCUGUUCUACAUUACCAAUGGCUUGGCAGCUAUGUCUGCCAUCCACAGCAUCUCAGUGGAUCUAUCCUUCCUGCAUCUAACUGUGCCUUGGGUGCUAAUUGCAGGAGCAAUCAUCCAGGUCUACGUGAGCCGACUACAAAUCUAUGGAGGCCGGCGCUUUGGGUCAGUCAUUCCCUCCUUCUAUGCAGCUAUCUGGGCCGCAUGGACAUGGUAUCGGUUUGCAGGUCCUUUGCUGGGUAUCACUUCUGAUGCUGCCUACGGCUUUACCGCUGGGGCGAUUGCCUUCCUGGUAGCAAAUGGAUUCUUAAUGCUUAUAGGUGCCUACAGGAAUCUCAUUCUGCUUUCCACGACUACUGUGAUGGAGGUCAUCCUGGUGUGUUUCCUCCUUUCUACACUUGGCAGACUGCCCUACCAACUGGAAGUCGCCAUGCUGUCAGUAUUCUCCAUCAUAUGUUUUUACGGAGCUCUGGCCUCCCUCGUCAGCUGCAUCUUCUUUGGAAACCUAUUGCCCCUUGGGCCCGCUGUCUUCAAGAACGCAAAGAAAAUGGAAGCAGCACUGGAUCUUCCGUGCCCCCUGGCCGAGUCUCGACUAACGAGUGGGCUGAUCACAAUCGCUAAUCUUCUGGAUCAGAGUGGUGUGUGUGGCAUCCCGACUGACACUGUGUAUGCUCUGGCGGCCUCCUGCAAAAACCCUCAAGCCAUUGAAAAAAUCUACAACAUUAAGGACCGGCCAGCAGAAAAGCCCAUCUGUAUCUGCAUCUCCAAUGUGGAGCAGCUGGUAGCAGCCAAGCCACCCUUCAGCCCCCUGCUCUGGGAAUUCAUGAGAAAUGUUUACCCAGGAGGAAUCAGUUGUAUUGUUCCAAAAGGCGACUGGCUCUUCAAGCUGGGUGUUGGGCCAGCUUAUGACCGCGUUGGCACCAAUGACAGCAUCAUGAUCCGGGUGCCUGACCACACUGUGACAGGGCACCUGUGCAACAUUACGGGACCCCUGGCAAUCACGUCAGCCAAUCCCAGCGGCGAGCCCGACAGCACCCACCAUGACAUGGUUAUCAACCGCUUAGGGCACAAGAUUCAAGGGGUCCUCUGUGAUGGAAAGUCCAACGAAGUAGUUGCAUCCACUGUGGUCAACUGCUUGAAAAUAAAUGAAGGUGACAUUACUAUUGUGCGGGAAGGAUGCGUACCAGCAGCCAGGGUGAGGCAGAUUUUUGAGAAGGUUAAGAACAGCGUGGUGUGAGAAUCCUUCCUCGUUCCCAGCUCAGAACACAUUAAUUCCCCCUGCCUUCUACUGUAUGCUGUUCUUACAGUUCCAGUCAUUCAUUAAAGAAAAUCUAAGAUCUGUAAGCUAAUUUUUUGAAAGAAUGGUUUUUACUUGUCUUGUAUUUCUGUAUAGAUGUAUUUUUGAGUGUAAAAUGUCAAUAUGACAAGAAGGAUGAGCAUUUUAAUACACUGUUAAGUCCGGCUGCAUGUAAAGUACAUUUUAUUUAUCGUUCCAAAUGUCUGAUUUAUGAUAGUAUUAAUGUCAUUGCUAUUUUUUCAGUUAUGUUCAAAAAAGGUAAUUGUGU